Molecule: messenger RNA, 4735 nt
Organism: Lontra canadensis (Northern American river otter)
Lineage: Eukaryota; Metazoa; Chordata; Mammalia; Carnivora; Mustelidae
Product: hornerin-like
Exons: 2
Coding region: 13-3816 (1267 amino acids)
Biological process (GO): establishment of skin barrier
Cellular component (GO): keratohyalin granule; cornified envelope
Molecular function (GO): transition metal ion binding; calcium ion binding
Source: RefSeq, a predicted model, not a curated record
UUUACCAAAAAAAUGCCUAAACUCCUAAAAAGUAUCGUCACUGUCAUUGAUCUUUUCUACCAAUAUGCCACCCGGGAUGGGGAGUGUGACAUGUUGAACAAGGCAGAACUGAAAGAACUUUUGGAAAAUGAGUUUCAUCAAAUUCUGAAGAAUCCAGAUGAUCCAGACACUGUAGAUAUCAUCAUGCAAAAUCUGGAUCAAGACCGUGACAAGAAAGUGGACUUUACUGAGUAUCUUCUGAUGAUAUUUAAACUGGCUCAGGCUUGUAAUAAAAUCAUCAGCAAAGAUUACUGCCAAGCUUCAGGGUCAAAACAGAGAGACCACAAUCACCAGCACCAAGAGGAAAAAAGUGAAACAAAAGAAGAGGACAAAAGGCAAGGUCAUUCAAGGUCAAGUACAGGAGAGAAUGAUUCCAGGGGCUCCAGAAGAAGCAAUAAACACAGGCCUGGGUCCAGCUCCAGAAGAAUGGACCAUCAAGGAGGCUUGUCAAGUUCAGAGCACAGGCAAAGCUCUGGGGAAAGAAGAAGAGAGUCAAGUUCAGGCCACUUCAAAGAGAGCAAGAAAAACAGGCAUGGCUCUUAUAAACAAGAGAGGUCUGAGAGUCAUUUUUCUGGUCAGAGGCAACAUAGAACCAAUAAAAGUGGUCAAUCUGGACUUCGUAGACAACAAAAAUGGUCUACAAGCAAUGAGGGAUAUGGGUCUGAAUCAGGCCAGUCCAUAAGCAAUGGCAAAAAUCAGUCAAGCUCCUAUGAGUCCUCUACUCAGAGAAAACAUAGCAGCAGCUCUACUCAUCAGUCGGGAGGUUAUGGAAGACAAAAUCAUGGCUCUGUGUCAGGCCAGUCCUCUAAUUAUGGAAAAUAUGGACCUGGUUUUAAUCAGUCUUCUAGUCAGAAAUACCAUGAAUCUAGCUCAGGAUCCAGUUUAGGUGAAUCAUCAAGCUGUGGACAACAUGGAUUUGGAUCAGGUCAAUCUUCUGGCUUUGGGCACCAUGGAUCUGGUUUAGGUCAAUCUUCUAGUUAUAGACAAAAUAGUUCUACUUCAGGAUGUUCAUCAAGCUGUGGACACUAUGGAUCUGGCUCAAGUCAAUCUUCUAGCCAUAGCCAACACUGGUCCAGCUCAGGAGAGUUGUCUCACUAUGGACGACAUAGUUCUGGCUCAAGUCAAUCUUCUGGCCACAGCCAACAUGGGUCUGGCUCAAGAGAAUCUUCUAGCAAUGGACAACAUAGGUCUGGCUCAAGUCCAUCUUUUAGCCCUAGCCGACAUGGAUCAGGAACAGGCCAGUCCUCUGGCUUUGGGCAACAUGGGUCAGGAUCAGGUCAGUCUUCCAGCCAUAGCCAACAUAGGUCCGGAUCAGGUCAGUCUUCUGGAUUUGGGCAACAUUGGUCUGGAUCCAGCCAUCAUUCUAGCUAUGGCCAGCCUGGGUCUGAAUCAGGCCAGUCUUCUGGCUAUGGUCAGCAUGGGUCUGGCUCAGGACAGUCUUCUGGCCAUGGUCAGUAUGGUUCUGGCUCAGGUCAAUCCUCUACCUAUGGACAAUAUGGUUCUGCUUCAGGACAGACAUCAAACUGUGAUCAACAUGAAUCUGGAUCAGGCCAGUCUUCUGGCUAUGGGCAACAGAGAUCGGGCUCAGGUCAGUUCUCUAGAAAUGGUUAUCAUAAGUCUGGAUCAGGUCAGUCUUCUGGCUAUGGCCAACAUGGGUUUGGAUCCAGUCAGUCUUCUAGUUAUGGCCAACAUGGGUCUGGAUCAGGUCAGUCUUCUGGAUUUGGGCAACAUGGGUCUGGCUCAGGUCAGUCUUCUAGCUAUGGUCACCAUAGGUCUCGACCAGGACAGUCUUCUGGCCAUGGUCAGUAUGGUUCUGGCUCAAGUCAAUCCUCUAGAUAUGGACAAUAUGGUUCUGCUUCAGGACAGACAUCAAGCUGUGGUCAACAUGAAUCUGGAUCAGGCCAGUCUUCUGGCUAUGGACAACAAAGAUCAGGCUCUGGUCAGCCCUCUUGGUAUGGUCAUCAUGGGUCUGGAUCAGGUCAGUCUUCUGGCUUUGGGCAACAUGAAUCCAGCUCAGGAGAAUCCUCUGGCAAUGAACAGAGAUCUGGCUUAGGUCAGUCAUCAAGCUCUGGACAGCACAAAUCUGGAUAUAAUCAGUCCUCUAACUAUGGACAACAUGGUUCUGCUUUUGGACAGUCAUCAGGCAGUGGUCAACAUGCAUCUGGAUCAGGCCAGUCUUCAGGCUUUGGGCAACACUGGUCUGGAUCAGGUCAGUUUUCUGGCUGUGGGCAACAUGGGUCUGAAUCUGGUCAGUCUUCUGGCUUUGGUCAACAUAGCUCUGGAUCAGGCCAAUCUUCUGGCUAUGGAGAAUAUGGGUCUGGAUCCACUCAGUCUUCUAGUUAUGGCCAACAUGGGUCUGGGUCAGGUCAGUCUUCUGGCUUUGGGAAACAUGGAUCUGGCUCAGGUCAGUCUUUUAGCUAUGGUCACCAUAGGUCUCAAUCAGGACAGUCUGCUGGCCAUGGUCAGUAUGGUUCUGGCUCAGGUCAGUCCUCUAGCUAUGGACAAUAUGGUUCUGCUCCAGGACAGACAUCAAGCUGUGGUCAACAUGCAUCUGGAUCAGGCCAGUCUUCUGGCUAUGGCCAACAUGGGUCUGGAUCAAGUCAGUCUUCUAGUUAUAGCCAUCAUGGGUCUGGAUUAGGCCAGUCUUCUGGCUUUGGGCAACAUGGGUCUGGAUCCAGUCAGUCUUCUAGUUAUGGCCAACAUGGGUCUGGAUCCAGUCAGUCUUCUACCUACAGCCAACAUGGGUCUGGAUCAGGCCAGUCUUCUGGCUUUGGGCAACAUGGGUCUGGAUCCAGCCAAUCUUCUAGUUAUGGCCAACAUGAGUCUGGAUCAGGUCAGUCUUCUGGCUUUGGACAACAUGAGUCUGGAUCCAGUCAGUAUCCUAGCUAUGGCCAGCAUGGGUCUGGAUCAGGUCAGUCUUCUAGCUAUGGCCGACACAGGUCUGGCUCAAGUAGAUCCUCUAGUCACAGCCGACAUGGGUCUGGCUCAGGUCAGUGUUCCCAUUCUGAACAAUAUGGGUCUGGACCAUGCCAUUCAUCUAGCUCUGAGCAGUGUGGUUCUAGAUUUGGUCAGUGUUCUAGCUCUGAGCAAUAUGGGUAUGGCUCAUGUCACUCAUCUACCUCUGGACAAUGUGGUUCUGGAUCUGGUCAGUAUUCUCACUCUGAACAGUACAGAUCUUGUUCAUGUAACCCAUCUAGCUCUGGGCAAUGUGGUUCUGAAUCUGGUCAGUGUUCUAGCUAUGAGCAACAUGAAAUACAAGGGAGAUGUAGAUCAAGUUCAAGUGAAACUCGUAAUGAAUACAGUAGACCCAAAAUGUGCUCGAUCCCUAAUCAAUCAAGAAGCAAUAGCCAGGAAUGGUCAGAGUGUGGCCAAAAAGAAAGAGGUAAGAGUUAUGGCCUAUCAGGUAGUGGGCCUGAUGGAUAUGAGAGUAUUCAUGGACAAUCAAGAACAUGUAGGCAACAAAGCCAAGGAUGGAGCCAAGGUCCAUCUGACUGUAUCCAUUCAAAUUGUAAUGAAGAACAAAUAAGAAGCAGUUAUAGACAAGAAGUAAGCUCAUCAAGUUGUGGUUCUAGACAAUUUACACCCUCCUAUGGACAUUCUAGAUCCAACACUACCAAUACACUGCUAAUUUGCAAGGAGGGUAAUAGACAAGGUGACUAUUGUUAUAAGAGAGGAGGAGAUAAUUGUGCAGGGGGAAGUACCAGCCCAAGUUCCCACAGUUUCCCUAGUAGCACGCCACUCUAUAAAUAUAUCCAAGAGCAGAGGUGCCAAUUCUAGGGAUGAAUAAUAAAUAUAAGUAAAAUUAAUUCAAGUAGCCAUUCAAGAAAUACAAAAAUGUUACAGAUAAGCAAUUCAUUAUAAAACUCCUUUUAAAAGCAAGUAUAUCUAUUUCUUCCUCUAAACAUGUACUCUAUUCCUUGUUAUUAAGUUUUCCUCAGAAGAAUGUAGGGUAUGUGGGCACUUUGUUAGGAAAUAUUGAGUUGAACAAAUUAUGUAUGGGAAUAAAUUUAAAAGAAUAAUACAAAGCAUAUGAGAAGCAUGAGGUUUAGUUGAGGUAUCUUUUUGAGAGUUCAUUACUAAAGCUUUCAGUGUAAGUCUAAAGAACAAAGUAUUAGAAAUGCAUUACCAGUUCUGGGGUCAAAGCCUCUCUUAUAGCAACAUGGAGGGACCAGAGUUGUGGUAUCCCCCACAUUGGAUGGUGACAGAAUGGAGAAUAUUCUAAAAGCAAAAAAUGUAAUUUUGGUUGUUUCCUUACUUAUCAAAACCACCAAGACCCUAUUCUUGGGUAAGUCUUUAAUAAGUAAGUUUAACAAGUGUCAUUUAAAAAAUGGGACCAAGAGCUUCUCCCUUGCCAGUGAGUGAGAGAGAGCAUUCUUUCUUAAACAGCAGGGAUGGACCCUGAAGGAUAAAGGAAUCCAAAUGUGGAUUCUAACUUGGUUUCAGCAAGAAAGUUCUUGCCCCCUACUCCUAAGAAUUUGCCCCAGGUUAAAAAAGGAAGAGCAAUAGCAUGGUCUCCAACCUACUUUUAUAGUUCAUUGGUCUUUCCAUAUAGGAAAAUAUCAUUUGUGCCCAGAUGGAAAGGAAGACUAUCUGCCACUGCUAUAUAGAUUUUGGCUUGACUAUAAAAUAUUUGUUUCAAGUCUUUGGAUCCAAUAACUGGAUUGCAUAAAAUUGAUAAUAAAUAAUCAUGACCAAA